Carlito syrichta (Philippine tarsier) is the source of this 1893-nucleotide messenger RNA. RefSeq names its product chromosome unknown C21orf91 homolog (gene CUNH21orf91). Bases 45 to 935 code for a protein of 296 amino acids. The record is from RefSeq and is a predicted model, not a curated record. NCBI's taxonomy places the organism in Eukaryota, Metazoa, Chordata, Mammalia, Primates, Tarsiidae. The transcript has 4 exons.
CGGAACGGUGCGACUCUCCCUUUCUGUUUCCUCCUAGGGGCACUAUGAACGGAGAGGAGCAGUUUGUAAACAUUGAUUUGAAUGAUGACAACGUUUGCAGUGUGUGUAAGCUGGGAACCGACCAAGAGACGCUCUCCUUCUGCCACAUUUGUUUCGAGCUAAAUAUUGAGGGGGUACCAAAAUCUAAUCUCUUGCACACCAGAUCAUUACGAGGCCAUAAAGACUGCUUUGAAAAAUACCAUUUAAUUGCAAACCAAGGUUGCCCUCGAUCUAAGCUUUCAAAAAGUACUUAUGAAGAAGUUAAAACCAUUUUAAGUAAGAAGAUAAACUGGAUUGUACAGUAUGCACAAAAUAAGGAUCUGGAUUCAGAUUCCGAAUGUUCUAAGAACACCCAGCAUCACCUGUUUAAUUUCAGGCACAAACCAGAUAAAAAACUACUUCCGCAGUUUGACUCCCAAGUACCAAAGUAUUCUGCAAAAUGGAUAGGUGGAAGUACAGGUGUCAUUUCAAACUGCACACAAAGAAUUUUGGAGCAGAGGGAAAAUACAGACUUUGGACUUGCUAUGUUACAAGAUUCAGGUGCCACUUUGUGUCAUAGCAGUGUAUUGUGGUCUCGUAGUCACAACCAGGCACAGAAAAAAGAAGAGACAAUCUCUAGUCCAGAGGCUAAUGUCCAGACCCAGCAUCCACAUUACAGCAAAGAGGAAUUGAAUUUGAUGACUCUUGGUGAGGUAGAGCAACUGAAUGCAAAGCUGCAACAGCAAAUCCAGGUUUUUGAAGAGUUAACACAUCAAGUGCAAGAAAAAGAUUCUUUGGCUUCCGAGCUUCAUGUCCGCCAUGUGGCCAUCGAACAGCUUCUCAAGAACUAUUCCAAAUUGCCAUGUCUGCAAGUGGGGCGAGCAGGAAUGAAGUCACACCUACCCAUAAACAACUGAGCUAAACUUACACUUACUUUGUGUGCCCUACCCUUUAUUGGUCUGCAAGGCAUGCAAACUUUGUAGAAGUUUGAAGAACGUUAUAGUUCAUUUUUUUAAUGGUCAUUAAAUUGGCAAAGCCUAAGGCAGUAUUCAACAUCUUUGUCAAAUAAGGUAGAUCAUGAUACUCUAGUCUUCUAGGGUUAAUCAUUUUGGUCCAUUUUGGGAAUUUUUUUCCCUAAGUACUAAAUGCCCUUCCCUAACUUUUAUCACAUGUGACUACUUAAAUAUUACUGUUGCAGUGUCAUUUUAUUAAACAUUUUAAUGUAAUUCACCUUUCAAGCCAACAGCAGAUUAACAAACUCCUUAGUCUUAACAACUAAAGAUAGUUUUUAAGAGGGAAGUGGAAUUCAUAAUAUCACCUCUUAUUUAUUAUGAGCAAUAUUUUAAUAUGAAAUUUUUAUAUAUAAAAAUGCUAUUUUAGGUACUUUGUCAUUCUCUUUAUAAGUAUGUAUUUGAAUGACUCUGUAUAUUUACACUUUCGUGUGUGAAUGUGUUCACCCAUAUUUCAGGUCACUGCAUUGUUCUCUUAAUAUACUGUUUGUACAACUGUUAUCUUGCUUUCCAAAGAUAAAUGUAUUUUGGAGUAGAAAUUGACUUGUUGAGUUGUUUUAACUACUAAUAACUCUUAUAAAAGAGGAAUUCAUAGCUUUUUAAAGCAAGUGUUCAAGUAAAUAAAAUAUAUUAUUUUUUUGUAACAAAAUAAGUUCUAAGUUCAGGUAGAAAAUGUUAAUCUAGAUUUUGUGUGUCAACUUGUCUCCGUAGAAAUGAAACCUUCUACUUCAUUUAUUAUUCAUUUCAUACUAAUGACGUUGAUUGUUAGAAUUUGGAUGGACUAAGUCAAGCCUCACUUCCAAGUCAAAUUAAAUGUACUUUGAAAUUGUUCUAACUUUGAAAAAAUUAAAAGCAUUUUCUAUGC